Ochlerotatus camptorhynchus is the source of this 789-nucleotide messenger RNA. Its product is annotated as COMM domain-containing protein 2. The record is from RefSeq and is a predicted model, not a curated record. Bases 105 to 773 code for a protein of 222 amino acids. The transcript has 3 exons. NCBI's taxonomy places the organism in Eukaryota, Metazoa, Arthropoda, Insecta, Diptera, Culicidae.
AUCAAAACAUUGAUCCUUGAAGCUCAACAAACUCUUUAAAUCGAAAUCGUACUUUUUCAUGUUGAAAACGUCUGCUCAAUGACUUUAGUCAUAAAACGAUAGGUAUGGCUCAUUUAAUCAAACAAGAUCAAGACAAACAUCUGAAAUUCGUUCUUGACCAGCCGGAAGAGGUUCUUAUCGAGUUCUGCAAAUUGGCCAUCGAAUACAUCAACAAUGGAGUCAACGAGAAAAAGUGCUCAGUCGCUGCCAGAAAACUCGAAACAACCUUCGAAAGCGUCAAAGGCUGCGUUGAUGCACUCGUUUGCCUCCUAAUCGAUUCCACCAAGCUGCAUACUACCGAAGAGGAUUUCCAAUCGCUUCGAAACCUCCAAUUUACUGAUGGCCAAAUUGCAAUUCUGUGGCAAUUUGUCAACAGUAAACGGAACCUGGUGGAAAACAUCCUCAAACAUUCCAACGAUAGUGAAUUGCAUUUCCGUGAUCUGGAGUGGCGCCUAGAAGCAAAAGUUGCCUCCAGAUCCAUGCACAAACAGGCAGCACCGGUAAUAGCGAUGAAGUUGCAUCUGGACAGCGAAGUUGUCAACGAACAUAAGGAAAAGCUUCAACGAAACGGUGAUGCACCGGAGGAGGAAUUUACUGAGCCAAGCACCCGGAAGGAAGUGCUACUGCAAACCGAUCCGACAAGCCUAAUCCAUUUGAUUCAAGUUCUCGAGCAAGCUUUGAUAGACUCCAAAACUCACCGAGUUAGAAACUUUGUCAAAUCAUUCCAGAAAUAAACGCAAAGUUGUUUCC